AUUACAGCUGCAAAUUGCAAUAGUUCCUGUAACAAGACAACGAAUCCCUUAGCUUGCAUAUUCCUUUUCUUCGUCUACUUCCUUCUUCCUCAAUACCCCCAAUUUCCCCUUUUUUCUCUCUCCUCCUUUCUAACAGAAAAUCAAAAAGGGGUUCACUCAAAUCCAAGGUCAAUGGCAUCGCGUCGUCGAAAGCUCCUCAAAAUCAUCAUCCUUGGUGAUAGUGGAGUUGGGAAGACUUCACUUAUGAAUCAAUUUGUUAAUAAGAAGUUCAGUAAUCAGUAUAAAGCAACAAUUGGAGCUGAUUUCUUGACUAAAGAACUCCAAUUUGAAGAUAGGCUUUUCACAUUGCAGAUUUGGGAUACAGCUGGACAGGAAAGGUUUCAGAGUCUAGGUGUUGCUUUUUACCGUGGUGCAGAUUGUUGUGUUCUUACUUAUGAUGUUAAUGUCACGAAGUCUUUUGAGAACCUCAAUCGGUGGAGGGAGGAGUUUUUAUUGCAGGCAAGCCCAAGUGAUCCAGAUAACUUCCCAUUUAUUUUGCUGGGGAACAAGAUAGAUGUUGAUGGUGGAAGCGGCAGAGUGGUCUCAGAAAAGAAGGCAAAAGCUUGGUGCAUGAGCAAGGGGAAUAUUCCUUAUUUCGAAACCUCAGCCAAAGAUGGUACAAAUGUUGAAGAGGCUUUCAUGUGCAUAGCUAAAAAUGCCAUAAAGAAUGAACCUGAAGAAGAAAUGUAUGUUCCCGACACCAUUGAUAUGACGAACAGAGCACAAUCUCAAAGUUCUUCAGCCUGUGAAUGUUAAGAAUCUGUUGCCGUGUAAAAGAACUGCCUUAAAUCCUUAAUUGUUCCAUUGUUUUACAAUAUUGACAAGUUUGCCUGUGAAUGUACACACAUCAUAAUGGAGAAUCAAGGAGGAAUUGGAUGAUCAACGUGUACCUGUUUUCUCAUUAUAACUAAUAAUUCUUUGUCGUUUGAUGUUAAUUGUGGAGAUAUAUCCUGGUUGCAUUGGGAUCAUGUUUAUGUUCACACCAAAGUUAUUCCAACUGCAAACAA
Messenger RNA from Chenopodium quinoa (quinoa), 1046 nucleotides. Its product is annotated as ras-related protein Rab7A. The coding region runs from base 172 to 795 and encodes 207 amino acids. Gene Ontology annotation, cellular component: vacuolar membrane. Lineage: Eukaryota; Viridiplantae; Streptophyta; Magnoliopsida; Caryophyllales; Amaranthaceae. Gene Ontology annotation, molecular function: GTPase activity; GTP binding. The transcript has 7 exons. The record is from RefSeq and is a predicted model, not a curated record.